Molecule: messenger RNA, 4200 nt
Organism: Hippocampus comes (tiger tail seahorse)
Lineage: Eukaryota; Metazoa; Chordata; Actinopteri; Syngnathiformes; Syngnathidae
Gene: usp49
Product: ubiquitin specific peptidase 49
Exons: 5
Biological process (GO): protein deubiquitination
Molecular function (GO): cysteine-type deubiquitinase activity
Source: RefSeq, a predicted model, not a curated record
GUUCGCACCCCCGGUACGCGCUCGCUGCGCUCCUCGGUUUGGCGGGCGUACACCCACCGGGGCGGUGAGAACGGGCCGCAGCCUCCCAUGCAGCUGGCGUUGCGUCACAGGAGAAAAACCCUCCUGGCCAAGAUGCUUCAGAGGUGGACGAGCAGACAUAAAGAGCUGCAGGCGGAGCGCCAAGAGAAGCUGGAGGAGGCGAGAAGACAAAAGAAAGAGGUGAAAAGGAGACUGUUGGAAGAGCUGGGCAGCGUCCCGCCCAGAAAGAGCGCUCGGCUUCUCACUCAAGCGCCACGUUCAACCAUCACCCUCAUUCCCUGUAAGUUCCGAGACCCUCCGGUACGCCUACCUCCUCCUCCUGCUCCGCCCAAGAGGCCUUCCCUCCUUGCCUUGUCACGAAAGCCCCCCACGAACGGCAGAGCUGCAAAACUGAGGCGCUACUACUCAGCCCAUUCGGCGACCCGCCGACGCCUCGCUCCGGGGGUCACCGGUCUGCGUAACCUGGGGAACACAUGCUACAUGAACUCCAUCUUGCAAGUGCUGAGUCACCUGCAGAAAUUCAGGGAGUGUUUUCUCACCUUGGACCUGUGCGAGACCGAGGAGCUGCUGGCCAAGACCAACCACGCGCAGGAGGGUAAGGCGGUAGCCGGAAGCGUGGUCAGCAGCGCGAACAUGCCUCUGACCUCAUGUCCCCUGGGACGCGUGGGAAAUCUGACGGUGGGCAAAAAGGAAAGCCCCCCGCCCACCCCGCAGACUGCCGAGUUGGUCCAGCCCAAGGAGACUCGUUGCUCCACCCGCCAGCAGAUGUCUCUGUGCCAUGAAUUGCAUACUCUUUUCAGGGUCAUGUGGUCGGGGCGCUGGUCUUUGGUGUCUCCCUUCGCCAUGCUGCAUUCAGUGUGGAACCUCAUCCCGGCUUUCCGCGGCUACGACCAGCAGGACGCGCAGGAGUUCCUGUGUGAGCUGCUGGACAAGGUGCAGCAGGAGCUGGACACGGAGGCUUCCAAACGGCGGAUCGUCAUCCCCAUCACCAAGAGGAAGCUUUCCAAGCAAGUGCUCAAGGUGCUGAACACCAUCUUUCAUGGGCAGCUACUCAGCCAGGUGACGUGUCUGUCCUGCAAGCACAAGUCAAACACAGUUGAGCCAUUCUGGGACUUGUCUCUGGAGUUUCCCGAGCGCUACCACAGCGUCAACAAAGGCUCCGGCUCCACAGCCUACCAGCGCAGCUGCACCCUCACCGAAAUGCUGUCCAAGUUCACCGAGAUGGAAGCGCUGGAAGGCAGCAUUUAUGCCUGCAACCACUGCAACAAGAGAAGAAGGAAAACAUCCCACAAGCCUUUAGUUCUUUCAGAAGCCCAUAAGCAGCUUCUGAUCUACCGUUUACCUCAGGUUCUACGGCUGCACCUCAAGCGCUUCAGAUGGUCGGGGAGGAACCAUCGGGAGAAAAUCGGCGUCCACGUGGCCUUCGACCAGGUUCUGAACAUCAAACCCUAUUGCUGCACGGGCUCAGGUCACUCUGUUCACAGAGGGGGCUACACCUACGACCUGUCGGCCGUGGUGAUGCACCACGGCAAAGGCUUUGGCUCAGGGCACUACACCGCAUACUGCUACAACACAGAAGGAGGUUUCUGGGUCCACUGCAAUGACUCUGAGAUGAAGGUUUGCAGCGUGGAGGAAGUGUGCAACACUCAGGCCUACAUUCUCUUCUACACCCAGAGGUCCGCUUAGGGACUUCUCGCUGUGAGCCUGAGCUGCAUUUAUGAAAUUGUUUCGCACCCAGAUGUCACCAAACACACUCUUGAAAAUAGCAAUAGGGACUAAUGUUUCGAUGAUGUUCCCGGCAGGCCGCGGCGAUCACAUUUCAGACCACCGUAGAUGUGCGACAAAGCAAACGUGACAGACCAAAAAGAAUUUGCCACAACAGUCGCCGUGUUGGUUAGCCUCUGCGGUAGCACGUAAUUGCUUCAAAGCCAGCAAAACUUUGAUAUGGAGAAGAAAAGAAAAAAAAAGAAGAAAUUCCAUGGCCCCAAAUCCCAAAUGAGUUUGCCAUGGCCACCGAGAACAAAAUGCAAACAGAGCAUGAACUGACAAAUGUCCUAAGUGGAUUUGCACAGACCUCCGCCAAGAUUGACAGAAAUUCAAGCGCCCUCUACUUGUGCGUUUUUGGUUUGUGGUCAUCCAUGUUGGAUUGUACCACAUUUGAUUCUGCAACAGGGAGAACCAUGACACAGCGAGAAGAGGAAAUACAUUUCUCUUUCUCCGUCUUGAUUCAGAUUACCAACAAAAUGUAUGAAGGACUAUUAGGGCCACAUGCUAAAGAAAAAUAAUUAAGUCGUAUGGCCACAAGAACAAAGUUGUAAUAGUUUAAAUCGUUGUAACCGUCGGCUUGUUUGGUCAGCGACCACCACAGUGAGUCACUCGCAUGACUUGUAAUCCUCUAAAUCAUAAUUUUACAAGAGCAAAAAAAAAAGACAGUUUGUCUCUCUAUAUGUGCCUUGCAAUUGUGUUGGCGACGAAACCGGGAUGUACAUCACCCCUGCUGAAGUCAGGUGGGAUGGUCUCCUCCUCAACCUGUGAACCGAAUGAGGACAAGCGCUAUUAAAAAUGGCAUGAAUAUAUGGCAGCUCUCAAGACGUAGACAGCGGCCGCUUGUCUCCAAAUGUUGCGUUUACGUCCACAUGGAAUUUUAACACUCACUUGUUAAAAUGGCAACUUCAUUCUCACGUUUCCUCCCCUUUUCUAAAAACCAUGACCUAUUUUUAAUUGUCUUACUCCGUACUACUACUCAAAUUUGGCCGUUUGAUCACAUUUCUACUUCAUUCUUUUUGGAUGACCACGAUUACAUGAGCUUUAUCGUUAACUGUAUGUCUUUUCCCCUUGUAAUUUUACUUUUUUUUUCUCACUAUGGCUCUGAUAGUCCUUCAUAAUAACAUUUAAUGUAAUCUUGUUCCACACUUGUGCCACCUCUCCACAAAAUCAUGCAAAUCAAUCAUUUCAAUUUUGCAUAAAUGGCGGAGGUAAUUUAGCCACUGUGUUUCGAGCCUCAUUUUCGGAUGUGUACAAAGAAACUUUUUCAUAAAUGAAGCGACAGGUCAGUCCGCCUGUGGGACCAGCAGACUGUGCGAGCGGGUUCGAUUAGGUCCUGCUAAAUAUCCAGUGGUGUGCUUGCAUUUAAAAAUUAAGGAGAAAAAAACCUCAUUUAUAUUGAGUAUGAGGACCGAGCAGGCACACAUACCUGAAACUGCAUUUUAUGUUGAACACAAUACAACACACAAUCUGUAUUCCAUGACUUUUUUUUUGUUUGUUUUGAUUUGUUUUAUCACCUAGAGCGGUUAUAUUUUGUAGCUUUACAUAUGUCAAGAGGGGGAUUAACUCUCCCCAAAAUGGGCCAUCUUACUUGAAACAAGAUUCCGAGAAUUUCAGACUUGUGUUCCUUGUGGUUCUGAUUUUUAUUUCAAAUAUUUUUUACUUUUAUUGUGAAAUGUCACUUUUCGAUUCCUCCCCGUGGACAUCAUGAUGUCGUCUCCUGGUUUGUAUGUUCUCCUCAGCGAGGUUGCUUGAGUUCAUUCUGUGUUCAACUGCCAUGAAAGGAAGCCAAAAGGACACUUGACUGAGAAAUGACGGAGGGUUUUUGAAAAGCGGGUGGGGGUUUGCUCAUCUAGCUGGUCCUAGCUUUGUGAUUGUUCAUUUUUUUUAAAUUUUGCUGCUCCUAUAUGGUUUCUACAUGGGAGCUCCCACCCACCCACCACCACUCUCCCUCAUUGAGUCCAUGUGUAGACGAGACCGGCGAUGGAGACAAGCCACUGCAGAAGUGAUGAAUGUUUCUUUUUUUUUUUUUUUCCUCCUCCUUUUCAAGAGACAUUUGGUACCUUACGUUUUAGCACCUGAAAGCAAUAUAUUGUAAAUCUUAAACCUUGACAGGAAUUUAAGAUCAAAUCAGGAAUUGUUUUUUUUUCUACUCUGCUGUUUCUAUUAAAGUCUUUAGAAUUUGCUAGCUAAUCGAGAAGAAACACUUGUGUUUGAUACGAGUGAAAUCCACACUACAUUUGUCAACUUCAAGUCAGAAACAAUCUUAAUGACGAUGAAUGUCCUACUGCUUAGAGGUCAGGUGAGUUCUGUUGUUAACUUUAAGAAUACAUGUCAUCAAUGUAAUGGUCAUAUGGGUUUUGCCUGACAGUUAUUAAAAACAUGAAGCAAUUUCUU